This is a messenger RNA of Diaporthe citri, 3291 nucleotides long. RefSeq lists its product as uncharacterized. The transcript is spliced from 2 exons. Gene Ontology annotation, molecular function: cysteine-type deubiquitinase activity. Lineage: Eukaryota; Fungi; Ascomycota; Sordariomycetes; Diaporthales; Diaporthaceae. The record is from RefSeq and is a predicted model, not a curated record. Gene Ontology annotation, biological process: protein deubiquitination. Bases 1 to 3291 code for a protein of 1096 amino acids.
AUGGCACAAGAACAGCCAUCUGCCCCAGAUUAUCCGUAUCCAGAUGGGGUCACCAUUGAGUGGCGGAAUGCGACUACACCACCGCCCCAGGGGGACCUGUUCGAGGAUGGAGUGCUUCAGAUUGACCCAGUAACGGGCGUCCUGUACAAGCGAGUGUUUGCGCACCGGAUGGUCCACAGGCGGGUUUACACUUGUAACUGCCACUUGAAGAGCAGGCCUCCGCCGCACAGGGAACUGAACCCCGAGAAAUUUGCAAUUGAAUUAAACGCCCCCAGAGGAGAGAAUUCCUUGAUCAACUGUAUCUCCAGAGGGAUGUACGAGCCAGCAAUCAGAGAUGCAUCGUACCCUCCAUGUCCUCAGUGUCGCCGGGACGACGCCCAGCUCACUGGUUCUUUCAAAAAGUUUUACUACUUACCAGAGGUAUUUACCGUUAAUGUCGCCUAUAUAACUGGCGGCAAGGCAGACUUUGAGCAGGGGUGGGUGGACCUUCCUCAAACGCUUGAUCUAUCAAAUCUAUGUGAUAGAGACGAGGACAAGGCUUUGUCGAAAUACACACUACGUGCAGUAGUCCUUUGGAUCGGCUCUCAAAGGGCAAACGGGAGUACAUCUGGACACUACAUAAGCUACGUCCGCCGUGGUAUGGACGAUAAUUGGGUCUUCCUCGAUGACAACAAACAAUAUUUCAGUCCGAAUAGGAGGCAAAUGUUAAAUGGAGAGCAGAUCGUCGAGAAAGUCAGACUUGCUGACAUCACUGCCCGCAUCGGGCCGGGAGCGAGAAAACAUCGGCCUAGAUUGCUGUUCUACACCAGAGACCGGCCGGACUCUUCCAAUGACGACGAUGAUGAUGGUGAAGGGAUUAGACGCCAGGAGGCUCAGGAGGCUGCGGAACAACGAGCCACCGAAGCCCAGGAAGCGAGAGACAAUGGAGCGCUUCAACAGAUUGCGACAGAUCGGGCGACCAGACGGACGAACGCAGAAUCCCACGCUAAUAAGCCGAUAAAUGUACGGCUCAGGCCUACCCGUCACCGCGGAGCCACCCAGGGCGAGGCUCCGCAGCCGCAAGGGCGCUGCAACUGUGGAGGGCCCCGCGCUCAAGCCGGCAGGGGCGGGAGUCAUCAAGAGACACCACAAGGCAGCCGUACGGUGGAGCGACGUUCCGGCGAGGGCAGCAGCACGCGAACCGCGGGGCGCGCCUCCAUGCGCGGCGGCGCCGGGGAAGAAGAACUCGAAGAUUAUGAAGAGGAAGAACAAGAGGUCGCGGGGGGUGAAGAACAGGCCGAGGGCGGAGACGCCGGCGCAAAUGAUAAUGGCGGCAGUAGUGAUGCUAGUGAUGUUACCGUUAAUUGGCCUCGAGCGCCUGAAGCACAACAGACUGACGCUCCCGAGGACCUGGAGAAUGCUGCAACUUGGCCCUACGAAAGGUUCAGGGUAGCGUUCAAGAACGUGUUUGGCAAAAACCCGCCAGGCAGAAGGCCCCGUGUGGACGAAGGCGGCAUAGAGCCAGAUCGAGGCACAAAUGCUGCGAAUCUCAUAGACCACUUCGAUCGGACGAAGCCGCAGAACUGGGAAGCGGCCGCAUUGCAGACGUUGAAGGCGGCGACAGCUGAGCGGCUAGAAAAACUAGAAGCAGCCGCGGAGAAGGCAGGACAGAGCACCGAAGGACUGAAAGAUAGAAUGCCGAAGGGCGGAAAGUGCUUACCGUACGUCAGAUGGCUGACAGCAGACGAUCAAGUGAUACAUGCAGCAGAAUUGAGGGGGGCACAAGCGCAACGGAGACGAGAUCAGGAGCCACAGCAACGGAGCGGUGCCGAAGACGAAGAAGAAGUGCAACGGAGCAGUGCCAGAGAAGACGAAGAAGAAGAAGAAGAAGGGCCACCGCCCCCUGCCGGUGACCAAGAAGAAGGAGGGCAACCGCCCCCUGCCGAUGACGAAGCAGACGAAGAAUUGGUGAGAGGAAUCACGCAGUUGGAGGAGCUCAUCGAGAGACUCGAAAGAAGAGCCUGCGGCUGCCUCAACGGCCAAACGUCGCUGCCCGUGAACGGCAUGCGCAACGGGCGAGGGACGCCGCACCGAGCACUGCAGGUCCGCGUGACCAUCCCGCGGCAGGGCCAGGACAACCACAGGCAGACCUACUGGAUCCCGCUGGCGACAGAACUCGGAAACAUGCCGGACAUGUUACUCUCAGGCAGGGUGUACGUCAACCGGCCCUCCGGCGACACGCCGACACGCGUGGUCCGCAUCGAGCUCAGCGGUCCGGAGGACCCACCGGCCGACCCGGACACAAGCAUCGGGUCGGCACGCGCGACCGUCCCGGAAUUCAUGAACUGGAUCGAGUUUGAGGUCGACUUCGAACUCGACGCCAACGACGUCAACAUCGAGGCAUGGCAGGAUGAUAUGCCGGCUGUUCCUUUCAUAUCGGUCCGGGAACCUUCCUCGAGCGAGCAGCGUCGACGAGAUACGCGUGGUGGUGGCGGCGGUGGUGGCGGCGGUGGUGAUCAUAACGAUGAUGACGAUGACGAUGACGGCGGUGGUGAUAAUGGGGACGGUCAAGGUGAUCGGGGUGAUGGUGACAAAGAAGCCCCACCGCCCUCUGGAGGUGAACCGCAUGGCGGGAUUCCGAAAAACCCCCCUGGCACCAGACCGCCAGGUACGGAAGCUCCCACGGGUGGCGGCAAUGAAACCAGAGAAGCCCUUGGCGACAACACUGGCGAUCCACCGGGAACGAAAACCGCAGACGAUAGCACUACGAUCGAAGAGAUCGACUUAUCAGAGCUGCUAAAGCUGACCGAAAAGACUGGCAAUACUCCUACCCAAAGUCAGUCGGGAACAGGAACCGCAAACGAUAGCAGCAUUGAGGAGAUAACUAUUGACGUAGGGACAACCACCGCAACGGCCACGGCAGGUACCCAAGCGGGGUUAGACCCGAACCAGCCAGGCGUCGACGAAGACAGCUGGUUCGCUUACGAGCAGAGCCUCCUGGACCAACCCGCCACCGCGACCGGCGGCCACAAGCGCACGGCCGAGGCCGCCGGGAUCGACGACGGCGGCGACGGCCAGGGCGGCGACACCUCGCGCAAGAGGGUCGGGGGACACAACAAUCCACACGGCGGCCCUCCACCCCCUCCACCCCCUCCACCUGACGAUACUCCACCUGACGAUUCUUCUUCCCUCGACUUCUCGGGAUUAGGGGCUACCGACAUGAGCACACCGAAGCAGAAGGCGGAUCGCAGGGGGAUCAAGGACGUGACCAGGAGUGUCGGUAAGAUGAGCAUACAGAGCAAUAGUUCAUGA